AUGAAAACCACGAUAAUUUUAGGGACAUUGAUCACUUUUUUAACGCUCGUUUGCGCGGAUCAUGAAACUUUAGUUCUAAUAGAUAACUUAAAUAUCAAAGAAACGCAUUCACAAUUCUUCAAAUCAUUACAAGAACGCGGCUAUGGCUUAACAUUCAAACUUGCGGAUGAUGCAAAUCUGGUCCUGUCAAAAUACGGAGAAUAUUUAUACAAGAAUCUCAUAGUAUUCGCUCCUUCCGUGCUCGAGUUUGGUGGACAGGUAGACAGUGAGGCCAUAACCAAAUUCAUAGACGAUGGCGGAAACCUUCUUAUGGCUGGUAACGCCGCGGCCGGAGACGUAUAUAGAGAAAUCGCUUCAGAAUGUGGAUUUGAGAUGGACGAGGAAUCUGCAGCAGUCAUAGACCACUUCAACUAUGAUGUGACUGAUGAGGGAGACCACACUCGCAUUGUAGUAUCACCUAAGAACCUAAUCAAGGCUCCCACAAUUGUAGGAGAACAGAAUACACAGCCUCUGCUAUUUGAAGGCACUGGACUUAUUGUGGACAAGGAUAACAGCUUGGUUUUGCCUAUUCUAUCAGCUGAUUCGACUGCCUACAGUUACAACCCUAAGAGUCAGGUGAAAGAGUACCCCCAUGCAGUUGGCCGUAAGACAGUACUGAUUGCAGCUCUGCAAGCAAGAAACAAUGCUCGUAUUGUUUUCAGUGGAUCGUUAUUCUUCUUCUCUGAUGAGGCCUUCAAUUCUCCUGUUACAAAAGUACAUGGUGACAAAACAAAGUCAGAUGUAUCAGGCAACAAGAUUCUCGCGAUUCGCCUUACUGAAUGGGUGUUUGGUGAGCGUGGGCGUUUACGCGUGCGCAAUGUCGACCAUCACAGACAAGGAGAGAAGGAACCGUCCAGUGCCUAUACCAUUACAGACACUGUUGUAUACAGAAUUGAAAUUGAAGAGCUAAAGAAUGGCAAAUGGCAGCCUUUCGAAGCAAACGAUGUGCAGCUAGAGUUUGUGCGAAUCGACCCUUUUAUACGCACAACUUUACAAAAGAAACCCAAUGGCGUCUAUGAGGCUGUCUUCAAAGUUCCAGAUGUCUGGGGUGUUUAUCAGUUCAAAGUGGAUUACGACAGGGUCGGGUAUACAAGACUUUAUCACUCAACACAGGUGUCAGUCCGCCCACUACAACACACACAAUAUGAGCGCUUCAUACCGAGCGCCUACCCAUACUACGUUAGUUCGUUCUCAAUGAUGAUCGGAGUGUUCUUAUUUUCAUUUGUUUUCCUGUAUUACAAAGAGGAUCAACCUAAAACGAAGAGCGAGUAA
Molecule: messenger RNA, 1311 nt
Organism: Bombyx mori (domestic silkworm)
Lineage: Eukaryota; Metazoa; Arthropoda; Insecta; Lepidoptera; Bombycidae
Gene: Ost48
Product: dolichyl-diphosphooligosaccharide protein glycotransferase
Cellular component (GO): endoplasmic reticulum membrane; oligosaccharyltransferase complex
Source: RefSeq, marked provisional